Molecule: messenger RNA, 2318 nt
Organism: Onychostoma macrolepis
Lineage: Eukaryota; Metazoa; Chordata; Actinopteri; Cypriniformes; Cyprinidae
Gene: rab38b
Product: RAB38b, member of RAS oncogene family
Exons: 3
Coding region: 7-651 (214 amino acids)
Biological process (GO): phagosome-lysosome fusion; endosome to lysosome transport
Cellular component (GO): phagocytic vesicle; late endosome; lysosome
Molecular function (GO): GTPase activity; GTP binding
Source: RefSeq, a predicted model, not a curated record
ACACAAAUGUCCUCAGCGAUGCAUAGCAAUCGGAAAGAACAUUUGUACAAAAUCCUUGUCAUCGGUGAUUUGGGAGUAGGGAAGACCAGCCUCAUCAAACGGUAUGUGCAUCAGACGUACUCCACUAACUACAGAGCGACCAUCGGGGUGGAUUUUGCGCUCAAAGUUCUCAACUGGGACUCAGAGACGGUCCGGCUGCAGCUGUGGGACAUCGCAGGUCAGGAGCGGUUCGGGAACAUGACGCGGGUUUAUUACCGGGAGGCCAUGGGGGCGUUCAUUGUUUUUGAUGUUUCCAGACCCACCACGUUUGAGGCUGUCUCCAAAUGGAAGGAGGAUCUGGACUCAAAAUUAAUACUUUCAAAUGGCCAGAGUAUCGCCACAGUCCUCCUGGCCAAUAAGUGCGACCAAAAUAGAGACUUUCUGACUAACAACAGCCUGAAGAUGGACCAGUACUGCAAGGAGAAUGGAUUUGUGGGCUGGUUUGAGACAUCUGCUAAGGAAAACGUCAACAUUAAUGAAGCUGCCAACUUCCUUGUGAAACACAUAAUUGCCAGUGAGAAUGAUAUCUUGAAAUCAGUGGUUCCAGAUACCAUCUCUCCUCAGCUCCACUCUGAUAAAGAAAUGACCUGUUCUGCAUGUUUCAAACCCUGAGAGAAGGUGGCAGCAAUCUAUGGCAGCAUUAUUGGUGGUCCUUGGAUUGAAGAGGCCCUCAUCCCUUGGAUUCCAGCACUAUCGCCAACCACUGAUGAGCCGCAACCACCACAGAGAUCUGUCCGUUAGUUACAGCAUUAAACUACAGACACUUUGAGCUUGCACACAGAGUAAAUGUAUUUAUGUUUGAAGCUGCACUUUUUGUGUUAUUUAUGUCUAACAAAACCUGGGGAGUUCUGGACUGGCAUGCUUGACUGAACAAGGUGAGAGAUUAGAACUUCUUUCUGUCAGACACACAGACAGAUGGAUGAUUAUGCUAUCUGAAACAGAAAUGUUUUAUCAGUAUGUACAUCAAAAUAUAGUUAUUUUUUCUGGUUGUGGUGGACUGAGUGUUAUAUGAAAAAUAACAUCAUACUUUUUUGACUGUCUUUAAUGUGCAACACCCAUGUCAAGACACUUUCAGAAGUGAUUUGCUUCUGCAUUUCAGCUAUAUUCCUUAUCUAAUAUCACUAAAACAUUUUUAAAGAUGUGUUGCGUUUGGGUUAUGCAUUUUCACUUUUGAAACAGGAGUUUAUGCUUAAGUUUCUUCACAAACCGUGAUUUGCUACUUGGUGACAGGUAGUAUUAGUGGGAGGGGCAUAUUCACUCCAGAGAGCAUUUGAUUGGACAAAAAUCGGUGUCAUUCAUGAUGAGUCAUUAAUAUUUUGCUUUGUUUUACUCAUAAGAGACAGCAGUUCUUUUUAAAACUGUUUAUUUAAUUUUUAUUUUUAAUUUUGACAUGAAUUUUCACAUAUUUUCUAAAUGCAUGUUAUUGAUCUUAUUAUGAAAAAUUCAUCCAUGCAAAUGUUUCAUUUAAAUAUUCAGUCUGCCUUCAUCCAAUCAACAACCAAUGGAAAGGGCAUUUAACCAGAAUUAAAACCAGUUUACUAUGAUAUUCUGUAGUAUGCUUAUUUUACCAUAUUGACAGUGUCAAAGGACUGUCAUGCUAAGAUAAAUACUACUUUAUGGGCUUUUUAUGGUUUUCAUUUACAGGAUAUGAACAUGCAUUCUGCAAUAACACAUAUUUAUAAUUACGUUAAACGUCUCUUAAUUGUUUGCACAAAACAGAUUUCUCAAACCAUAUCUGAAAAAGAGCUGCCAACCUCUUCCCUCAUCCGCUCUGUCUCCUUGAACAUCCUGGCACUUCUUAUCUACUGCCAUCCUUCCAUUUCAUCCCUUUUUUCUCUCCUAUUUCACUCUCUGCAUCUCACAUCUCCUUUGCAGUGAUUCACUGUAUGACUCAUUGACAUUAUAUAAAUCUCCCAUGAUUCCCUACAUCACCAUGUGCUUUAUUCAAAUCCUUUAAUGUGUAUAUUGAUCUACUGCCUUUCCAUAUCCAUCUGCACCUGCUGCAAACACUGAGUUCUCAGAUAUUAUUUGUCUGUGUGGGAGGUGUUGUGUUAUGGGAUUGUAUUGUAUCGUUGAAUAUGCAUCCAUGAGCUAUUUCAUCAAGAUGUUGUCAAGGUAUAAAGAAACACUUUGAAAUAUAAAAGUCUGUUUUGUUUUGUAAGGUUUUGCAAUAUAAUGUAACAAAGAAACAUUUUUAUGCUGUGGCAAAUAUUCAAUGAAAAAUGUGCGUAUAAAGUGUACAUUUAGAGUAGCUGAAUAAAAUAAAAUCCUUUGUUUUG